UAGGGGGCAGCGGGACGCCGUAGGAACGUGUGGGCUCUCGGGACGAAGGUCGAAGAAGAAGGACGCGGACGUGACCGCGUAGUGUUUACGAUGCACAGUUGAUUCCGAAGCCAGCGACCCCAAUACAACAUCUCCUCGGUUUCACGUGUUUACCCGCAGAGUUUGACCGCAGCUGUCGUAUUUCAAUGGGUGCUCACGGGGUUCUGGGAAACGAGCCCGAGUCUAUAGACUACUCGGUGCACGAAGCCUGGAAUGAGGCCACCAAUGUCUACCUGCUGGUUAUCCUGGUCAGCUUCGGUCUGCUGAUGUACGCCAGAAAAAACAAGAGGAAGAUCAUGCGCAUCUUCACGCUGCCUCCCACCGUCGGCAGCAGCCCGGAGCCCAACUUCUACGACAGUCUGCAGAAGGUCCGCCUGCGGCAGCAGCUCGAGAUGUACUCCCUGGCCAGAAAGUUUGAGCAGCAGCAGCAGCAGCAGCAACAACAACAGCAGCAGCAGCAAAUACAACAACAACAAGGCCAGACAGAGAGCGUGCAGCUCUCCAUGGAAUGAGGGCAGGUGGCCACUCAUCCCGCUCUGUCAGAGAAACACUCCUGCGUCUUCAAGCCAUCUGUACACGGAUAGGAAAGGACCCGAAGGGCUGUCGUGAUCAGAGAUGGUGAAAAAGACAAUACCCCCAUCCUGGUUGUUUUCCUGUUUGGCUCCCCGAAUGAGACGGGUCUCCGUUCACCUUCUGUUGUCUCUUCUUUGUGUGAACACACGGAGCAGUUACAGCUGGGUGGAUGAAUACUAGGCCAGGAACGCUUAGUUCCUUAGGGAGUGUGGCAUCCUGCAGGUCUGCUGUAUCACAUAGAGUAGUGACGCUGACAUAGUGUGAGGAGUGAUAAACCUGUAACUGCAGAUGUCUGAGUUGUUUUCAGUAUGGAAGGGGGAAAAAGUAUCUUGACGAAUUUCUUGCACAUUGAACAAGAGCCUUCAAAUUUAACAUAGGUUGUAGAUGUUUUUUACUCAUUAGAUGCUUGUAAGAUAUGUUUUGUGUAAAGUGGUUAGUAAAAUUGAAGUUCUCAAAUGUGAAAAUAAAGACAUAUAAACCUAAAGUGA
Xiphias gladius (swordfish) is the source of this 1100-nucleotide messenger RNA. RefSeq names its product small integral membrane protein 19 (gene smim19). NCBI's taxonomy places the organism in Eukaryota, Metazoa, Chordata, Actinopteri, Istiophoriformes, Xiphiidae. The transcript has 3 exons. The record is from RefSeq and is a predicted model, not a curated record. Bases 186 to 551 code for a protein of 121 amino acids.